AUGUCUAUGCCUAUAAGAAUAAGAGACUGCAAGUUAUAUGGACAACCUUUCAACUUGAGAGGUGUCACCACUCAUAAGCAGAUGUGCUUUUGUCAAAAUGCUGAGCAAGAGAGAGAUUGGGCCUUCAAGGCCAAGCAAUAUAGAGCAACAGUACAUCCUGCUGCUAAGGCAUCAGGCCCAAUCAUUAACCAAGCAUUUUUAUCAGGCAAUAAUACAACAGUCACAUCACACUUUGAGGACUAUGGGUAUCAAGUCAAGGACCACAUAUGGGUCUUUCACAAAAAGACAUCUAUUCAUGUACCAUUCAAAAACACAGUCCAGAACUUUGAUAUCUAUGUGAAACCACUCUGGGAAUGGGCAUUGGAUUUUAUAGGAGAUCUACUUCUGAGUCCACACUUUGUGUGGGAUGCAGAAAAAAUCUUGAAGUUCAAUGGAACAAGAUUUAUGCAUAUAUAUCAUGAACCUUGGACAGCAAACAGCUUCUGGAAUGUUCAGACAGAGUAUCCAGUAAUAGCAUGGUAUGGGAACUUGCUAGUUGGAAUUCAGAAUAGUGAAGGUACCUUGGGUGAAGGUUAUGUUUUUGGAUGGCUUCCAAUUGUUGAGGAAGAUUCAGCAGAAUUAUCAACACCAGGAUGGGCCAAUUUCAAGAAUGUUAUAUGGCAUAGUGCAUUUUAUAAGCUUUUGGAGACAAUUAUCAAAAUCUUGAAGACAGGUUAUCACUUCAAGUGUGGUGAUAAUAUUAUAUGCUAG
Molecule: messenger RNA, 750 nt
Organism: Heterobasidion irregulare TC 32-1
Lineage: Eukaryota; Fungi; Basidiomycota; Agaricomycetes; Russulales; Bondarzewiaceae
Exons: 6
Coding region: 1-750 (249 amino acids)
Source: RefSeq, a predicted model, not a curated record